AUGUCUCUAAUUCCAAGCAUUUUCGGAGGACGAAGAUCAAACGUUUUUGAUCCUUUCUCGCAAGACGUAUGGGAUCCAUUUGAAGGGUUCUUCACGCCUUCUUCUGCGUUAGCAAACGCUCCGACCUCUCGUGACGUGGCAGCGUUUACAAACGCAAGAGUGGACUGGAAGGAGACGCCGGAAGCACACGUUUUCAAAGCGGACUUGCCUGGUCUGAAGAAGGAAGAAGUGAAGGUUGAGGUUGAGGACAAGAACAUACUUCAGAUCAGCGGAGAGAGGAGCAAGGAGAACGAAGAGAAGAAUGACACGUGGCACCGUUUGGAGAGGGCAAGUGGGAAGUUCAUGAGGAGGUUUAGGUUGCCGGAGAAUGCCAAGGUGGAAGAAGUGAAGGCAACUAUGGAGAAUGGUGUUCUUACCGUUACGGUUCCGAAAACGCCGGAGAAGAAGCCUGAGGUCAAGGCCAUUGAUAUCUCCGGCUAA
Messenger RNA from Arabis nemorensis, 480 nucleotides. NCBI's taxonomy places the organism in Eukaryota, Viridiplantae, Streptophyta, Magnoliopsida, Brassicales, Brassicaceae. The record is from the annotation of a GenBank genome assembly.